Messenger RNA from Poecilia reticulata (guppy), 5729 nucleotides. RefSeq lists its product as uncharacterized. The record is from RefSeq and is a predicted model, not a curated record. Gene Ontology annotation, cellular component: nucleus. NCBI's taxonomy places the organism in Eukaryota, Metazoa, Chordata, Actinopteri, Cyprinodontiformes, Poeciliidae. Gene Ontology annotation, biological process: regulation of transcription by RNA polymerase II. Gene Ontology annotation, molecular function: DNA-binding transcription activator activity, RNA polymerase II-specific; RNA polymerase II cis-regulatory region sequence-specific DNA binding.
UGUAACAGAUUUCUAUUGUAUUGAUUAUUAUUAUAUCCAUAAAUGUUUAACAAAAUUAUUGGGACAUUGUCAACUUCCAAAACACAGGCUACCCAAWGUCCAUCUUCAUCUGCUCUUUCACUCAAAAUCUUACCYRGACAUCUGAAAAAGCAGAUGGCAACGCCAGCCGAUCGAUUUGUCCCAUGACUGAAGAUAAUUUUAUCACCCCAUUGUUGCGACCAGAACUUCAUGUCAGAUGCAUCAGAAUGUGUUUCCUGUAAAAAGGUGCAGUGUGCUUGUUGUCCUUUACAAAACAAAAAAACUGCUUUCCGUUUAAGUGAGUCUUUAAGUCCCUUUGUGUUAAAAGAAACAAAAGAAAAAUCAGUUUUUAUCUGAAAAAUAGAACACAUGAACAGACGGUUUAGGAGAGUGGGAAAAGAAAACUCCUUGAGGUCMCAUUAACAGAACUGUCCACURCCAUUUCAUGCUCAUUCCUGCUGUAUCUCAGUUCCCAGCUGAAGAAAUGUCCACGAUGCGUUUGCCUUCGAUGAAACCAAACGGGCCCCAGAAGCCCGCAGCUUUGCCUUCUUUUCUUGCUUUUUCAAUUUUUGGCCAAAGAACUUGUCUUGCUUUCCAAUCUUCUGGUGUCAAAUCUUCAGAGAAGCGAACUCCUUCUUCUUUGCAGAUGGGAGAAGUUUUAGUUCUCCUCCAAAUGUCGUCUCUCACGGUUCGUCUCACAAACAGAAUGAUGAUCUGUCUGUCUCUGUUAUCCAUUUUUCGACCCACUCUGUGUACCGCGUCAACCUCUUCAUCCAACUUUGAAGCCAAAUCAGGAGCAAUUUUGCACAGAAGUGCCRUCACUUCUUCUCGGAUGUUCUCACUAGACUUUUCCUUCUUUCCUUUUAAGCGCAGGCACCAUCGUCUUUUAUAUCUUUCACUAUUCAGGACUCUUUCUUUCAACUGCAUGUUUUCUUUGGAGAGUGAAUCCGCUUGUUUCUCCAAUUCUAUUAUUUUCUUUUUGCUUUCUUUUAGUUCCUCAGAAUUGAGCUGAACCGACUUAGCAAUAGCCGCUAGCAUAGCACUGUGCUGCUUCAUUUUGCGCGCCAACUUCUUCCAAGCGGUCUUCUACUUUCUGUCCUAAGGAACUUAUAGCGCUCAAAAUGGCCUCAGUGUUCAUUUCUUCCUGGGACGUACCUUUUGUUCUUUUUUCCAUGUGUGUUUUUUUUUCAGGAGUGCUGGUUGGGGUACCGGCUUCCCUCUCCCGUUUGCUAGCUGCAGCAGACUCCAUUGGCACCGCAUAGUCGUGCUCACUUUCGGAGGUUUUAGAAUGCGGAGACUUAACUCCAGGCGGCAUAAACUUGUUGGUUUUCUUCAUAUUACAAGCUGAGUAUUGAUAUUUCAGAUAUUUACUAGUAGUUUUACUUACUGAGUUAACUUACAGUCGGGACCUUUUCGGGAGCUCAGAGAACCAUGACUUGCUUGUCCGCCAUCGCCAUUGACUCCCCCGGAUCAACAGAAAUAAAUGGGCUGAAUUUACUUCCUGCCGUCCAUCUGCAUUGGGUGACGUCGUGCUACGUCAUCUGAAACACAGCAAUAUCUGACAAGACCUAUUAUAUUCUGUGAUUGUCUGUAUUUCCAUAACAGUCAUAAUAUUAGAGGUCAAAUGUUAGGUUCGGCUUAUUAUUUAUUUUUCCUUUUGUUUCAGUAUAUGGUGCUCACAGAAUAUAGCGGAACACCGGAACUCAAAGCGUCUUUUCUAUUUCUGGGCUAGAUCUUCAUGUGACACUUCCGGCGGAAGUAACCACACUGAGCUAGCAGCGUUAGCUUCCAGGCUUCUUUGUGUUUAUCGGUGGUUAAAAAACGGCUUUUCUGGGUGAGCUGAAUGUUUAAGAGUCUGCAGUAACAAUAUCUUCGGUUAAUCUUCGGAGAGAAUCGAUCAGAGAGAGACUAACUGCUGCUGAGUGGAAAUAUUCAGCCUCACCGGAGGAGGAAGGAUCGACCAUCCGCUCAGACUGCUGGGAAACCCGGAUCAGCUCCAGAUUUGCCUCAACAAUAUGUCUGUUAUCAGGCAAGAUGUUGCUGCUCACUAUUUUGUCCUCAACCAACAAGAGAUUUCUGUUUUGGACCAGAGCGAAGCAGAAUCUCUAAAAACUGAGAGAAGAGCAGAAGAACCAGAACUUAGACAAGUAAAAGAAGAAGAGUAUGGAUCGAAACCUCUGCUAAAUGUGAAGAAAGACAAAAACAUAAAGCAAGAGACGGACACAUUACUGGGAACAGAUUCUGGAACUCUUCAAAUAAAGGAAGAACCAGAGGAAACAGAACUGCAACAAUUGAAAGAUGACUAUUGUCAAUCAGAGUCUCAGCAGAUGGUAAAAAUUGAGGUUGACAACAUCAGUCAGGAUGAAAAUCAGGAAGUACUGAAGCAGGAGACGGAUACCCUAACGGUAACCGAUUCUGGAUCUCUGGAACUCAAAGAGGAACCAGAAGAACUGGAAACUAAAGAAGUGAAGGAAGAGGAGCAUGGAUCAGGACCUCAGCCGAUGGUAGAGAAAGAUGCUGUAAGCAUCAGCCUGGAUGAAAAGCAGAAUGUACUGAAGCAAGAGACUGAUAAUUUAAUCACAAAGACCUCUGAUGGUGAAACAAACCACCAACAACCACAACUCAAAGGAAACAAAAUCCCCUUUCAGAAUAUCCCUGAAACAGAUCAUCAGCAGAAAAUAAAGACUCACAACAAAGGUCAAAGUGGCAAUGUAGAGAAAGGGAUGAAGGAUAGGGGAACUUACAAAGGUAAAAACUAUAAGCAAUGUACAGUGUGUGGAAAAAAGUUCAAAUGCAGGAGUGAUUUAACAAGUCACAUGAAAGCUCAUAGAAAUGAGAAUCCUUUCUCAUGUCUAACCUGUGGGAAAUGUUUAAGUCGCAAACAAAGUUUAGACAGACACAUGAUGACGCACACAGGUGAGAAGCCUUUCUCAUGUCUAACCUGUGAAAAAGGUUUCACUCAAAAAUGUUUUUUGGACCAGCACAUGAAAACUCACACAGGUGAGAGGCCUUUCUCAUGUCUAACAUGUGGAAAAGAUUUCAUUCAAAAAAGUAGGUGGACUUGCCAUAUGAAAAUUCACAAAGCUGAGAAACCUUUCUCAUGUAUAACAUGUGGAAAAGGUUUUAUUCAAAAAUAUAGUUUGACUUGCCACAUGAGAACUCACACAGAUGAAAAACCUUUCUCAUGUCUAGCUUGUGGAAAAAGUUUCAUUCAAAAAAAUAUUUUAACUCGCCACAUCAAAACUCACACAUGUGAGAAGCCUUUCUCAUGUUUAACCUGUGGAAAAGGUUUUGUUCAGAAAAACAAAUUGAUUCACCACAUGAGAUCUCACACAGGCGAGAAGCCUUUCUCGUGUGUAACCUGUGGGAAAUGUUUCUUUCAAAAACAUAGUUUGACUAUACACAUCAAAACUCAUACAGGUGAGAAACCUUUCUCAUGUCUCACCUGUGGAAAAGGUUUCCUUCAAAAACGUAGUUGGACUUUUCAUAUGAGAAGUCAUUCAGGUGAGAAGCAUUUCUCAUGUUUAACCUGUGGAAAACAUUUUAUUGAAAGUAGUUGUUUGAGAAAGCACAUGAGAACUCACACAGGUGAGAAGCCUUUCUCGUGUGUAAGCUGUGGAAGAGAUUUCACUCAUAAAUAUAGUUUGAAUUGCCACAUGAGAAUCCACACAGGUGAGAAACCUUUCACAUGUGCCACCUGUGGAAAAGCUUUCAUUCAAAAACGCAAUUUGACUGGCCACAUGAGAACUCACACAGGUGAGAAGCCUUUCUCAUGUCUCACCUGUGGAAAAGGUUUCCUUCAAAAGCGUAGUUGGACUUUUCACAUGAGAAGUCAUUCAGGUGAGAAGCAUUUCUCUUGUACAAUCUGUGGAAAAGAUUUUAACCAAAAUAGUUGUUUAAAUCAGCACAUGAGAACUCACACAGGUGAGAAACCUUUCGCCUGUAUAACAUGUGGAAAAGGUUUCACUCAAAGAUGUAGCUUGAAUAGUCACAUGAGAACUCACACAGGUGAGAAACCUUUCUCAUGUAUAAUCUGUGGAAAAGGUUUCAGUCAUAAAUGUAGUUUGAGUAACCACAUGAGAACUCACAACUGAGAUGUUUCAUUAGAAGGGCUCAAAAAAGUUAACAGGGUUUAAAUGGCCAAUAGAUAAUGUUCUAGAUAAAAAUAUUCUCAACUAUUCUCAACUUCUCAAUUUUAAUGUAUUGUACUUUUUAUUUUGUACAUAGUUUACUAUUAAUUUUCUCAAUGUGCUCUGAGCAAGUAUAUUUGAUGGUGACACAACAUGGCAAAAUAAAAGUCUCACACCAGCAGAAAACAGAUCUGAGUACUUUGCAUGUUCUUUAGUUUUGUGAGUUCGCUGUGGUGUAAUUGUAUAUUUAGUUACUAUAAAAGUUAAUAUAUUACAUUAUGAAAAAUAUGCUUGAUAUUUGGGGCCUGCCCCACACAACGCAUGGCAGGCCCCAGUUUAAUACUUAUUUUUAUUCUGUCACCAUUAAUGCAGCCCGAACCGCUGCGUGAAACCCCACAAAAUAUGUCAAAAUGUACGGCCUGGCCUCGAGGAGGAAGUUGUUACUUCUGUUGGUGUUUUGACUUGCCAUGGCAAUGUAGUUGAUAAAAAACAAACCACACCUUUAAAUUACAAUGGAAGUGAAUGUACCCUACAAAAUAAAAGCCUUUUUAUGCUACACAUCAGGUAAUUGCUACUUUGGCUUUUAUAUGACUGGUAUAACCCAACUACUGCUACCCUUGGGAUUUUUAUGGCCUUUCAAAAUGAAGCUUACUGAAAUUUUCAAAAUAAAAGCCUCAUGGUUCCUUACUUACUCUCUACAUAUUAACAGUUCAAUGGGAUGUUGGUUUAGGACUCCACGUUUGUAAGUGCUCACAUUCAAUUGGUAGAGUCAACAUGCUAGUAGUUCAUCAUGCUAGUGGUAGCCCAAACAUUAAAGCUAGCAUUUAAUGAUGGCUGAAAUAUUUGGUUCCCUGUGUUACUUUGGAAAAUAAGGAGCUAAUGUUUUAAAAUUCUCAAACACAGUUGUGUGUGACGUUAGGAUUGAGAGACCUAAAUCUCAAGAUGAUUGGUUAAUUUUUGUCCCAUGGGGAAACAAAACAUUACAAAUUGUGAGUUUUAUACGGAAAUAAAACAUUUUUCUUUUUUGAAAAGGGAGGAUAUCUUUCAUUCAGUAAUCUGUCACAUGUUACAUUAGAACAGGAUUUCCCAGAAAGCCUACACUCUUCAGGAAGUCUAAUUUUUUUGUGUUAAGCUAUCAGCUAGCUUCUAUCCUUUUAUCUCAGCACUAAAAAAUUAUAAACACACAAUGUGUUGGAAAAUAGUAUUUGGUGACCGAUAUUUGUCAGGCUAAAGUGAAAAUGACAAACGUAGGCGAAAGAUGGAUUCUCUUGGCUAUUAAAAAAAUACAAAACGGUGUAAGAAGAAUCCCACACAAGGCCAGGUUUAUCUAUUUUGUUGCUGUUUUUAACAGUAGCUGUUGAUGAAACAAAGUUACAACCUUGACAUGAUUACUGAUCGUUUUACUGAGAAAUCGAUCAGAAGAGCCGUGAAAAUGUUCUGAUCUGGCUGCAGUGUGCAGCCAGACACGGGGGUCAAACUAAGCUCUGUCCAACUUAUCGGACUGGGAUAAUGUUCUGUUUUUUGUAGAGAUGUGCCGAUCAGGUUUUUUCCUGCCGAUUCUGAUUCCGAUCACCCAUGAGG